UAUUGAUAAGAGAUUACGUGUUUUUAUUUUAUGUGUACAUUUCCAAAAUUUAAGAAAUAUUGGAUUAUUGUUACGACACGAAUACAGGAUAAGUAUAAUCGUGUUUUGCAGUAGUGAAAAAUUGUUCGGGAUGUCUACUUGGGUAAAUGAGAACAGUGUUUCUUUUUUCCAACUUUUCUGUAUAAAAGUUGUAAAGCGCGGCCGUGUACCUCAGCAUAUCGCUUUUAUAAUGGAUGGGAAUCGUAGAUAUGCUAAAAAGCACGGUGUACAAAGUAGUAAGGGGCAUUCCGAUGGAUUCAAUAAACUGUCAGAAACAUUAAAGUGGUGUCUGGAUCUAGGUAUACCCGAGGUUACUGUCUAUGCAUUCAGUAUAGAGAACUUUAAAAGAACGGAAGAAGAAGUUAAUGGCUUGAUGGAUUUGGCUCGAGACAAGUUCCAAAGGCUACUAGAUGAAAUCGACCAGAUAAACGAGUGGGGUGUGAGACUUCACGUGGCUGGACGCCUAACACUGCUGCCCGAUGACCUGCGGGCACUUGUAGCCAAAGCUAUGCUCUUGACCAGGCACAACAAUAAGCUGAGGCUCAACAUUGCUUACUCUUACACUUCCCGUGAUGAAAUCUCUCGCGCUGCGUCGCAAGUAAUCGAAGGCGUGAGGAAAGACGAACUGGCUGCUGAAGAUAUAGACGAGGAGCUCAUUUCGGAGACGUUAGAGCUGAGUCCGCCAGACCUCCUCGUCAGGACUUCGGGGGAAGUCAGGCUGUCAGACUUCAUGCUUUGGCAGAUCUCGGACACCGUGCUCUACUUUACAGACGUGCUCUGGCCCGAGUUCACCAUCUGGAGCCUGCUGGCCGCCAUCAUACAUUUCCAAAGACACGCCACGGAGCCCGCGCUGGAAAUGAACUUGAGCGACCGGAAGCGAGCGUUCAUGGACAAACUGGAGGACAAGCGGUGGCAUCAGUUGGAGAAAUAUAUUACGUAAUAAUAUUAUUUAGGGUUUAUUUAUUUAUAUUAUUAGAAAUGUAAGGAUUGUAAACUGUAUCCCGAAUUAGUGUAGCAUAAUUUUCGGUCGUGAAUUUAAGGCGCAGUAGGUCCAGCAGAGUUCUAA
Cydia strobilella is the source of this 1105-nucleotide messenger RNA. It is a transcript of the gene Dhdds, whose product is annotated as dehydrodolichyl diphosphate synthase complex subunit DHDDS. The transcript has 5 exons. Gene Ontology annotation, cellular component: dehydrodolichyl diphosphate synthase complex; endoplasmic reticulum. The record is from RefSeq and is a predicted model, not a curated record. The coding region runs from base 131 to 979 and encodes 282 amino acids. Gene Ontology annotation, molecular function: ditrans,polycis-polyprenyl diphosphate synthase [(2E,6E)-farnesyl diphosphate specific] activity. Gene Ontology annotation, biological process: polyprenol biosynthetic process. Lineage: Eukaryota; Metazoa; Arthropoda; Insecta; Lepidoptera; Tortricidae.